AGCUCUGCAGGAGAGGCAGGCAGGGAGGGACGGAGGGAGCUGCUCCUCGCUGCUCUCUCCUCCCUUUGAGCUUCCGAGUGCUCUGCUUGUGUGGAGGCCUGAGGCAUGGGGACCAGGCGAUGGACGCUCUCCACCUUCCUGGGAUGCUGCGCAUGGAUUCUGCACGGGCUUGGGGCUGUUGCUGCUGUCCCUGUCACUACCGAUGGGCCCUUUACUGUGGGGACAGCUUUCCCCAUCACAGCAGAGGACGAGUGGCCCCAUACCACACUCACUGCAGAGAUGAGCAUUACAGCAGCUGAUGCUGUGACCUUCCCUCCCUGGACUGAGACAGACCCAGUGACGGUGAUGAGUGAAUACAGCUCUACAGUGCCAGCUUUGGUGAACGUGACCAAGCCUCCUAACACGACUCAGAGUACUGAGGGAAGUUCAGCUGCUCCCACGACAGCCACAGCUGCUGCUGCCAUCACCACGCAGCACCCCGCUGUCACCCCAGAAGCAGAGCAUGAUGAAAUAGACAUCCCUCCUGAUGUCCCUCUGGGGACCACUCCUGUCCUCGAGGAUGUGAAGGAGGACAUCCUUGCAAACAGAGAAGACACAGACCUCAGUACUGGCAACGCCACCCCUCCACUGGCAGUCACCUGGGUGCCACAGCCAACUGCUGGUGUCACUGUGCUGCCGAGCCAAGGGCUGACCACAGCCAAGGGAGCAGUCGAGGAAGGUGUAACCCUGCCUGAAGCUAUUCAAAGUGAAGCCAGUGCCAACUCCUCGGGCCCCAGUCCCGACGCCGCUGGGGAGCUGCUUCCAACUCAGCAGGAUGGAGCAGUAGGCGGGGUUGAGGGCAUUAACCCAGAGCCAGCAGGAGAAAUGGCCCCAGCUGGUGAGGAAAGUCCCUUGGCUUCAGAGUCUGGAGAUGCAGGAGAUGGAGUGAAUGGUGAAUUCAGCACAGCCAGCUCAUCCCACCUACCUCCAGAGAGCCUAGUGAUGUCAGGAACAGUGGAAACCCCUGAGAAUUCCUCCCUCCUCCCUGGCCAGGCAGUGCUGAGUCCAGACUCUUCACUGACACCAUCCAACGGUGGGGAUGGGCAGGGUGUUCCUGGAGCGUCAUCAGAGGCUUCUGGUUCAGUCUUGUCACCUGCAGCCAGCAGGGCACCAGUGGCACCUGAGGGAACAGAGAACACUGCCACCUCACUGCCAGCUCCAGAGGUUCCCAGUGAUGCACACAGUGACACGAAUCUCCCAGUCUCAGCCACUGCGCUGCCCGCAGGGGAUGUGGGAGCUGUGGAUCUGGCCAGUCCAUCUCUCCAGCCUGGUACAUUGCAGACCCCCACUGGAGAACAGCCAGUGCUGCUUCCCGAUGCUCUGACAUCCCCCACAGACAUCCCCAGUGCUCCCGGGGCCGCUUACCCAGCCCCAGAAGCUGGAGCCAUCACCCUGCCUGAAGCUGAUGGUGCAGCAGAGACACCAGCAAGUCCUGACCUCACUACUGGCCCAGAAGAACCUGUGUCUCCAUCUCUCAGGGAGCCACAGCCAGCAGGGAUGCCAGCUGGAGCUCCCCAGGAAGCCGAUGGACUUGGCACUGGCUUGAGUUCAGAUUCAGAUGCCCCCAGCCCAGUGCCUUUUGUACCUGAUGGACUGGCAUGGCCCACUGCUGGGAUCCAGGGUCAGGGAGCUGAGGGGAUAGGGGACAUGGCACAGGCAGGAGGUCCAGGGGAUGCCAGUCCCUAUGAAGAUACCCAGAGUGACAUGAGUCCUCCAGCCCUUCAGCCCUCAGCAUCUCCUGCUGAUAAUGGAGAGCUGCUGACUGGAGGAACAGAAGACUUGGCAAAUGCUGAACUUUCCCCUCCACCAGCACUUGGGGAUGGAACAGAAGCAGGAGAAGUCCCAGCACUGGGACAAGUGUCUUCAACUGGUCCUGCACCUCCCAGCAGUGCUGGAAUGGAGCCUGAUCUCUCAGGAUCUGAAGGACCAGGGGACCUGCCUGGUGAAUCUGCCAGUGCUCCUGGGGCUGUUUUCCCACCCCCAGAGUCUGUGGCUGGCCCCGUGUCUGAGGCAGAGACACCAGUGAGCCCUGAUCUCAGUGCUGCCCAGGGAGCACCUGGGUCUCCAUCCUUUGGUGGGUCACAGCCAUGGGGGACAGCAGCUGGUGCUCUCCUGGGAGCAGGCCUCCCUGGAGCCAAAGGACCGGACACUGACUCAACUUCAGCAUGGGAUACCCCCAGCUCAGCAGUUCAUGGACCAGUAGGACCCCAGUCACCUGGCCUUGGGGACCAGCUUGGCACAGAUGUGGGGCUGCCAGCAGCAGAAGGGCAAGGAGCCGGCAUGGCAGAGCCAGCACUGGAAGGAGCAGGCAGUGGGAUUGAGUCUGAGCCAUCCCUGAGCUCCACCACAGGGAAUGGAAUAGCAGCUGGGGUGGAUCGACUGCCUGGCGCUGGUUCCCCAUCCGGUAUCGCCUCUCCCAGUGAUGUGGUGGCAGCACCUUCUGUGUCAAGGGGUGAUGAGGCAGGACCCAUCUCAUCCGCAGCCCCUGGCCCUGACAGUCUGUUCCCGGCCUCUCCAGAUGGUGAAACUCGCCCAGGGCUUGGUCUGGUGCAGGGGACUGAGAGUGCAGGGGAUGUGGCACAGGCAGGAAACCCAGAGAGUGGAAGUCCCCAUAUGGAGACAAAUCCUUCAGCUGUCAGCCCUCAGCAGGACCUCACUAACACCGGAGAGCUGCCAGCAGAAGAAACAGGGGAUAUGGCAAAUGCUGAACUUUCCCCUCCAUCAGCACUUGGGGAUGGAGCAGGAACAGGAGAAGUCCCAGCACUGGGACAAGUGUCUUCAACUGGUCCUGCACCUCCCAGCAGUGCUGGAAUGGAGCCUGAUCUCUCAGGAUCUGAAGGACCAGGGGACCUGCCUGGUGAAUCUGCCAGUGCUCCUGGGGCUGUUUUCCCACCCCCAGAGUCUGUGGCUGGCCCCGUGUCUGAGGCAGAGACACCAGUGAGCCCUGAUCUCAGUGCUGCCCAGGGAGCACCUGGGUCUCCAUCCUUUGGUGGGUCACAGCCAUGGGGGACAGCAGCUGGUGCUCUCCUGGGAGCAGGCCUCCCUGGAGCCAAAGGACCGGACACUGACUCAACUUCAGCAUGGGAUACCCCCAGCUCAGCAGUUCAUGGACCAGUAGGACCCCAGUCACCUGGCCUUGGGGACCAGCUUGGCACAGAUGUGGGGCUGCCAGCAGCAGAAGGGCAAGGAGCCGGCAUGGCAGAGCCAGCACUGGAAGGAGCAGGCAGUGGGAUUGAGUCUGAGCCAUCCCUGAGCUCCACCACAGGGAAUGGAAUAGCAGCUGAGGUGGAUCGACUGCCUGGCGCUGGUUCCCCAUCCGGUAUCGCCUCUCCCAGUGAUGUGGUGGCAGCACCUUCUGUGUCAAGGGGUGAUGAGGCAGGACCCAUCUCAUCCGCAGCCCCUGGCCCUGACAGUCUGUUCCCGGCCUCUCCAGAUGGUGAAACUCGCCCAGGGCUUGGUCUGGUGCAGGGGACUGAGAGUGCAGGGGAUGUGGCACAGGCAGGAAACCCAGAGAGUGGAAGUCCCCAUAUAGAGACAAAUCCUUCAGCUGUCAGCCCUCAGCAGGAUCAACUGCCUGAUGCAGGUUCCUCAUCUGGUUCAGCCUCUCCCAGUGGUGAUGUUGCAGCACCCUCUCUUUCAGAUCCAUCCAGCCUGGGUGCACUCGAAGGAGCAGGCAGUGUUGCUGAAGGUGCUCAGCCCUCCCUGGGUGCUGGCACUGGCGUCCUUCCUGCUGCAGAAGAAGGGGCAAGUGAAGUGGUUGGUGGUGGAGGGUCUGCAGGGCAGUCCCAAGCUCCUACCGGAAUGGGACCAGCUGGUUCAGAAACCCUUGAUGGAGAAACAGGAGAUGCAUUGCAGUCUGCAUCCUCUUCCUCGUCUGCAGAGGGGUCUUCAUUACCUGGGAGGACAGGUGAGGCUGCUGGUGAAACAAGCCUUCCUGGAGCUGCUGGAGCUGGUGGUGACUUGAACACAAGCUUGGAGGCUGCUGGCUCUCAGGAAGCAUCUGUAUCUGCUCCUGGCACCCAAAGUGGUGCCAGUACUGAACUUUCUGAUGGAAAACUGAGCAAAGUCGAUGUGGUGGAGGUGCCUGGAGGAGCCUUGGUGAAUGGGGAACCUUCCCCUGGUGCCAGCCUGGUCCCAGUGGCUCCAGACAACAAUGGCGUUUCCAAUGGCAUGACUACCUCAGUGGCUGCUUCUCUGCUUCUCCCUGGACAUGGGCUGAGCUCAGGGCUGGCACCUAAUGGGGACCCCAACUCUGCCCCUGGCACCCAGAGUGGGAGCAGGCCCCUGCUGCCAGUGUCACCAGGUGGGCUGUCAGAAGAAGCUGGAGGUGCUCAGUCGUGGUCUCUUGAAGAUGAGGUGGCCUCAGGCAUGCCGGCACCUUUGGGAGAAGCUUCCCCUCAUGCUCCCAUAUCCCCCAACGCUGCCCCCGUGCUGCCUUCUGCCCCACAGAGAGGAAAUUCUGCAGAGGGGGCGUCUGCCAGCCCUGGGCUUUUGGCACGUGAGUCAAUAGUGGGGUCCCCUGCAGGUGGAGAGGGAGAGCUGGGGGCUGCUGUGCCAGGGGGCCCUGCCUUGGUCCUGCCUCCCCCCCAGCCAGGAAGCCCCGGAGCCCCCUCUGGGGAUGCUGACAGCCCUGUUCCUGGAGAAGCAAGUGCUGUGCUCCAUGGAACGAUGGCAGUGCAAGGGGAUGUAACCCGUCUGCUUCCCAGUGCUGCUGGAUCUGGGGCACAUAUGGAGACUCACUCCCCACCUGGAGGGAGUCCAGGGCUCCCUGGCCUUCCUCCCGCUGGCAUCACUGCUGGCAGUCCCGGAGCAAAAACCCUGGGGCCAGGACCUGCUGGUGGCUCAUCACCCGCUGCCCUGCAGCCAUUCCUGGGCAGGGAGCUGACCACCAGCCUGGCAAACAGAGCCCCUGCCACGUCUGGGUCGAGCCUUUCUGGAGCCUUCCCAGGCCAGGGGGGAUCCCAGGGCGGGUUCCCAGCCACUGCACACCCUGCCACACCCUGCAGCCCGACCCUCGCCGGCCCAGCCCCACCAGCCCCCGUGCCCAGGGGAAGGGAGGUGCUUCCCAGGCCAGGAGCAGCCACUGUCACCUCCCGCGCAUCAUCCCCCGUGGUUCCAGCUCCACCAGGAGGGCCAGCAGCUGUCCCAGCCCUGCUGCCCAGUCCCGCAGUUCCAGCUGUGCCCCUCUAUGGGUAUGGGGCAAGGGAAAAUGAUCAGGAGUACGUGGAAAGGAGAGUGGAUUUUAAUUCUCCGCUUUUCAAGCCUGAGACUGGAUUCCCAUUUGGGAAGACCCUGCGCAGCUCUCUCUAUUUUACAGACAAUGGACAGAUCAUUUUCCCAGCCUCGGACAACAGCGUCCUCACGUACCCCAACCCUCCUCCCAGCGGCUUCAAUGGCCACGAAGAGGUUCCCAUGAUCGCCGUGUUUUGGGACAAUGCUGACUUCUCCAGAGGUGUUGGCACCACGUUUUACCAGGAGUUCUCCACCCUCAACACGGCCAAGCCUCCGUUCGUCCGUGACGUGGAAGCGAAGGUCCGGCGGUACCUGAGGUCCUCCUACUCUGCAGUCUGGACCCUGAAAAUCACCUGGGAGAAGGCACCUGUCUAUGCAGCAAGGACUGACACCCGGAAGACAAUCACAUACCAGGCUGUCCUGACCACCGAUGGCUUCAGGUCGUACAUCCUGAUACUGUACCAGGACGGAGGCAUGCAGUGGGAUUACACCAGUCUCACUUCCACCAAUGUGCUCAUCGGCUACACCAGUGGGGAUGGCUUUUACCACAACGAUGACCUGACUAAGAGACCUCCAGCUGCCAAAUAUCGCCCUGACCAGUUCAGGGGCUACAACACAGACCUCCGUGGAUUGUGGAUUUACAAGCUGGAGAGCCACGUGGGCUACAACUACCGGCUGAAGUGUCUGGCAUGGACGGGGCAGCAGCAGGAGCCCAGGAUAUGGAGCCAGGGCCUGCCCACCUGCCCUUGCUCCCUGCAGCAAGGGCAGCAGGACCCACGCUUCAAGAGCAGCCGUGGAGGCAGGUGGGGUGCCCGUGUCUCCAUGCUGCACUCGGCCUCCCCCAACCAGCAUGGCGCCGGCGUCCGCUGCCUGUAUGACAGCCAGAACCAGCUCAUCGAGGGGCGGCAGGAGAGGUACUGGAGGUUCUUCAGGCAGGCGUCACCCUACCGUGACCAGGAGCUGAAGCUGUACGACUGGUGCUGUAACCGGGCGGGCAGUGCCCAGCUCUGCGCCCACUACAGUGAGAAGAGGCCGAAGAUUGGCUGUGACGGAUACCAGUCCCCCAGCAUGGAUUCCUUGGAGGAGGCAGAGAAUGACUCAGAUGAGCAGAUAGACGGAGAGGACAAGUAACUGGGAGGUUGCACACCCACAGCACGUUCUGGGCCAUGGCUGAUCCUCUAAGUCCUUUGAUCUGCUCUUCUCUCAUGUCCCACCCAGAACCCAUCACCCCUGCCCACUACGCAGGGCAGCUCACUUGGCCAGUGCCUGCAGUUGCCUGCCCUGGCACAAGUUCAUGUUUCUAACCCAGACUUGUCCCAAGGAUUCAGUUGCUUUAGUUGCCCUUUCCCAGCUGCAGCUGAGGGGCAGAACUGUUGGGGAGGUGGGCAAGUACCCCCCACUACACACACCACCCUUGUCCUUCCUACAUCCCACUGUGCUCCCACGCUGCAGGGUGAGGCUGGACCCCGGCACCCAGGGAAAGGGUUUAAACACCACCUGUGGGUUGACUGUGGCCAAGCCCUUAAAUGCCAGGGUGCACCAGGCUCGUCCUGUGAGCCUGUCCUGUCUUGUCCCCCACUUCUGUUUCCCAGCCAUCCCUCCCUGAGUGUUCCCCCAGCCCCUGUGCUCAGGAGAAGGGACAAUCCUCCAGAUCAAGCCAGAAUCAGAUCAGUACGUCUGCUGGGUGUGUGAGGGCAAAAUGCAACCCCAUGAUCAGAAAUGUUGGGAGAAAAAUAAUUUUUUGUGUGUAAGAAAGCAUCUUCCUUUCUUAAAAAAAAUAAAUCAUUGUCAAAUCCUGUUUGUUCAAUAAGA
This is a messenger RNA of Corvus hawaiiensis (hawaiian crow), 7083 nucleotides long. RefSeq names its product mucin-4-like. Lineage: Eukaryota; Metazoa; Chordata; Aves; Passeriformes; Corvidae. The transcript is spliced from 12 exons. The record is from RefSeq and is a predicted model, not a curated record. Bases 106 to 6402 code for a protein of 2098 amino acids. Gene Ontology annotation, biological process: cell-matrix adhesion.